ACUGCGCGAUUUCACAAUGCCCGAAAAACCUUAUUGUUGGAAGUUCAGCCUUGGGAAGAAGUGAACAGCUAUGAGCCUGCUUCAGCUAUAUACUUCAGUUUUGAUAAUAAUUGACGCCCUCAAGGUCACCUGUGCAUUUAAUAACAAUACUGUAGAAGAAAUUGGCUGUGCGAAUUGCACAUGCCCCGAUAAAAGCGCUGCGCAUUGCUUUAUUCCUGAAUGUUCUUCCUUUUGUAAGAAUGGCACUCUCUAUAACAAGCUUACGAAUAAUUGCAUCCGGAACACUUCAAUCGUAUGUCGAAUAAAACCAAGAAACAGGAGUCCACGACACGCUGCUGACCUUCAGUGCAUAAGAUGCCUAUGUGGAGAGCGUGACACCUCCUGCGAGUUCGGUCCACUAUGCAACUGCAACAAUGGUCUUUUCUAUCCUAAGAACAACAAGGAAAACUGUGCUUCGAACCUCCCACAAUGCGGAAUUUUCCUUGACGCAUCACCUAUUUCUAAAGGGUGCCUAACUUGCAAAUGUGACCAAGGCCAUGAUUUCUGCAAAUAUCAGAACACCACUUGCAACUGUAUGCGAGGUACUGUCUACAGACAUGAAAAGUACAAAGAAUGUGCACUUCAGCCUGAAGAAUGCAUCAAGAUGCAAGAUCAAAGCAUCCCGAGGCCAGCAGAAAAAGAUAACUGCGCGCCAUGCAAGUGCAACGACAAGCAACCGGUGUGCGCUGUUGUGGACACCAAGUGCGACUGCGUUAACGAGCGCCUGCAAUUCAGGGAGACGGGAAAAUGCGCCAUCAACAAGGACGACUGCGGCGCAUUGCUCGUUCCUCCACUCAUCCCAAAACCACAAGAAGAGCACUGCGCGCCAUGCCAGUGCGACGACAAGCAACCGGUGUGCGCUGUUGGGGACACCAUGUGCCACUGCGUUAAUGGGAGCCUUCGGUUCCGGGAGACGGGAAAAUGCGCCACGAACAGAGGCGACUGCGGCAAACUGCUCGUUCCUCCACGCAUCCCAAAGCCGCAAGAAGAAGAGCACUGCGCGCCAUGCCAGUGCGACGACAAGCAACCGGUGUGCUUUGUUGUCGACACCAUGUGCCACUGCGUUAAUGGGAGCCUUCGGUUCUCGGAGACGCGAAAAUGCGCCAUGAAUAGAGGCGACUGCGGCAAACUGCUCGUUCCUCCACUCAUCCCAAAGCCGCAAGAAGAAGAGCACUGCGCACCUUGCCAGUGCGACGACAAGCAAGCGGUGUGCUUUGUUGUCGACACCAUGUGCCACUGCGUUAAUGGGAGCCUUAGGUCCUGGGAUACGGGAAAAUGCGCCACGAGCAAAGACGACUGCGGCACACUGCUCGUUCCUCCACUCAUCCCAACGCCGCAAGAAAAAGAGCACUGCGCACCAUGCCAGUGCGACGACAAGCAAGCGGAUUGCGCUGUUGUGGACGCCAGGUGCCACUGCGUCAAAGGGAGCCUUCGGUUCUUGGAGACGGGAAAAUGCGCCACGAGCAAAGACGAGUGCGGCACACUGCCCGUUCCUCCACUCAUCCCAAAGCCGCAAGAAGAAGAGCACUGCGCGCCAUGCCAGUGCGACGACAAGCAAUCGGUGUGCUUUGUUGUUGACACCAUGUGCCACUGCGUUAAUGGGAGCCUUCGGUUCUGGGAGACGGGAAAAUGCGCCAUGAACAGAAGCGACUGCGGCAAACUGCUCGUUCCUCCACUCAUCCCAACGCGGCAAGAAAAAGAGCACUGCGCGCCAUGCCAUUGCAACGACAAGGAAGCGGACUGCGCUGUUGCGGACACCAGGUGCCACUGCGUCAAUGGGCGCCUUGAGUUCUUGGAGACGGGAAAAUGCGCCACGAGCAAAGACGACUGCGGCACACUGCUCGUUCCUCCAGUCAUCCCAACGCCGCAAGAAAAAGAGCACUGCGCGCCAUGCCAGUGCGACGACAAGCAAGCGGACUGCGCUGUUGCGGACACCAGGUGCCACUGCGUCAAUGGGCGCCUUGAGUUCUUGGAGACGGGAAAAUGCGCCACGAGCAAAGACGACUGCGGAACACUGCUCGUUCCUCCACUCAUCCCAAGGCCGCAAGAAGAAGAGCACUGCGCGCCAUGCCAGUGCGACGACAAGCAAGCGGAGUGUGCUGUUGCGGGCACCAUGUGCCACUGCGUCAAUGGGAGCCUUCAGUUCAGGGAGACGGGAAAAUGCGCCACGAGCAAAGAGGACUGCGGCACACUGCCCGUUCCUCCACUUAUCCCGAGGCCGGAAAAAGGAGAAGAUCACUGUUUGCCAUGCCAGUGCUACGACAACCAACCGGUGUGCCCUAUGGCAGGAAGCAUUUGCGACUGUGUUAAUGAACGCCUACGCUUGAGGCAGAAUGGGCAAUGCGCCAUCAGUAAACACGAAUGCGGUUCACUAUACCCUCCUCCGCGCUUUCAGAAUGCUGAAGGCAUGUGUGCUGCUUGCAAGUGCCCGGAAAAUCUUGCCGAGUGCCCUGUCGAUGGUGGCUGGUGCGAUUGCAUCAAUGGGUUUUUUCUGCUCAGGAACUCCUCGCGAUGUGUCCCCAAAAAAGAAGACUGCAGCACUAAACCUUUGAAAGUUAUAGAACAGGAACACGGGUGUGCAAUGUGUAUUUGCCCCGAAGACGUUCAGGCAUGCUCAGUCGAAGGCACCAACUGUGACUGUGUUAACAGAGUGUACCGCUACAAGAAAACUGGGAAAUGUGUGCGUAACAGUGCUCAUUGCAAGCCAUUUAUUCGUUCUUCAUGAGAUCAUGCUUUCGUAGCAUUAUUUUUGUUGUUCUUUUAUCGGCCUGUAGAGAUUGAAAGAAUGCCAAUAAAGAUGGAGAAAAAGAAA
Messenger RNA from Dermacentor albipictus, 2851 nucleotides. RefSeq names its product low-density lipoprotein receptor-related protein-like. The record is from RefSeq and is a predicted model, not a curated record. NCBI's taxonomy places the organism in Eukaryota, Metazoa, Arthropoda, Arachnida, Ixodida, Ixodidae.